Messenger RNA from Salmo salar (Atlantic salmon), 2122 nucleotides. Lineage: Eukaryota; Metazoa; Chordata; Actinopteri; Salmoniformes; Salmonidae. The record is from RefSeq and is a predicted model, not a curated record.
GUCAUAUAACUGGGCGGGAUCUCACGCGAUCACAUGGAACCCCAUUCAUGUAUGAUUUACGUACAUUUCUGUCGUAUCCAAAUGAAACGGGUCCUUUAUUUCCGCAAAUCUUACUUGGGAAUUAAAUUCAGUCUCCAGGAUCAGCUGUGGCCGGCGUCUUGUUCUAAUAAACAAGUAAUGAACCUCAGAAACAGAUGAAGAAUGGAGGGAAUCCUAUUCAAGUGGACAAAUUACAUAAGUGGUUGGCAGCCUCGCUGGUUUGUACUGGAAGGAGGGACUUUGUCCUACUAUGACUCGCAAGAGGAUUCCUGGAAAGGAUGCAAGGGAAGCAUCAAAAUCUCAGUGUGUGAAAUACAAGUCCACUCCUCUGACUUCACACGGGUUGACCUGACCAUCCCUGGAGAACAGUACUUCUACCUCAGAGCCAUCAACGCAGCGGAGAGGCAGAAAUGGCUGGUCGCGUUGGGAUCUGCAAAGGCCUGCCUCACAGACAACCGAACCAAGAGAGAGAAAGAGCACCAGGAGAACACAGACGCUCUGAAGACCAAGAUGUCAGAGUUGAGGCUGUACUGUGACCUUCUCCUCCAGCAAGUUAACCAGAUCAAGGACAGUGAGGAGACUGAGGAGGCUGGGGAGAACCCUGGCACCAUGGUGAAGUCUACAUGCACCACCUUCAUCAAGACGUUGGAGGAGUGCAUGCUGAUCGCCAACCACACCUUCAGCUCAGACCAGGCCACCAAGACCCCACCCGGGUCACCUCCCGUGGCAACCAUCAAACCCCAGAAGGUCAAACCUGUCAAUCAAUCAAAUCAGGAAAAACACAGGGAGUUAAAAGAAAUCUCAGGAGGAUCUGUAACACAUGACAACCAGAGCCUUGACUCUGGAGCAGAGGGACCAGACCAACUAGACGGACCAGACACUCUCCCUGAGAGAACCACCCAAACACCCCCAACAGAAAAUAGCCCAGCCGGCAGGGACCACCAGGGCCCAGAGGAGUCUGCAGUGGAAGAGGAGGUGGCCACUACCCAAACCACCCACACAAACCCUGACCCAGAACACACCGACCAACCAGCACAGCAGGAAGAGGAGGAGGAGGAGGAAUUCAAAGAGGUGGAGCAGGGAAUGAACAACGCCCAAGAAGAAGAGAAACAAGAAGUGACCCAGAACCAACAGGAAGCUGUCACUGACCAAGAGGAAGCCAAGCUGGAGGGGGAGCAGCCUGCCCAGCCACAGGAAGAAGAGAGAGAAGAGGAGGAGGAGACAGAGCAGGUGGACACAUUCUUCAGUACGAUGAGUCACAGAUUUAGUGAUAUAAGACUGGACGGUGACAGUGGUAUCCCUACACAAGCCUUUUUGGACUCAUGCUAUGCAAUAGUGCCUGUAUUAGACAAACUAGGAUCCACAGUAUUUGGUCCAGUAAAAAUGGAUUUUACAGGCAACAUCAAGAAGAUCCACCAGAAGCUGUCGUCAGACCCGGGCAGCUUCCCCACACUGCAGACCAUAGUGCUCCACGAGGUGCAGACCGACGUGGCCCGCGUCCGCAACUCAGCCACCGAGGCCCUGCUGUGGCUCAAACGAGGACUCAAGUUCCUCAAGGAGUUCCUGUCCCUGGUCAACUCUGGGGAAAGGGAUAUCCCCGGAGCGCUGGGUAAUGCUUAUGGACGGAGUCUGCGGCAGUAUCAUGGAUGGGUUGUGCGAGGUGUAUUUGCUCUGGCUCUCCGAGCAGCGCCAUCAUACAGCAGCUUUGCGGCGGCUCUGGUGUCCAGAGAGGGGGAUGAACUGAAAGAAGGAUUCAACACAGGCAUGCACCGGGACCUGGGGGUCUACCUGCCUGCCAUGGAGAAACAACUGGCCAUCCUGGAUGCCCUGUAUGAAGAAUACAACCUGGAGUCAGAUGAGGUGGUCUGAGAGGAGGAGACGAGAUCCCAACUGGUGGCCUGAGAGGAGGAGACGAGAUCCCAACUGGUGGCCUGAGAGGAGGAGACGAGAUCCCAACUGGUGGCCUGAGAGGAGGAGACGAGAUCCCAACUGGUGGCCUGAGAGGAGGAGACGAGAUCCCAACUGGUGGCCUGAGAGGAGGAGACGAGAUCCCAACUGGUGGCCUGAGAGGAGGAGACGAGAU